Dermacentor andersoni is the source of this 3044-nucleotide messenger RNA. It is a transcript of the gene Mcm6, whose product is annotated as minichromosome maintenance 6. Gene Ontology annotation, molecular function: single-stranded DNA binding; ATP binding; single-stranded 3'-5' DNA helicase activity. The record is from RefSeq and is a predicted model, not a curated record. Gene Ontology annotation, biological process: double-strand break repair via break-induced replication; mitotic DNA replication; DNA replication initiation. Lineage: Eukaryota; Metazoa; Arthropoda; Arachnida; Ixodida; Ixodidae. Gene Ontology annotation, cellular component: MCM complex; nucleus.
AAAGCGCGCGCAAACGCCGCAUUGUUGCGGGAAACUAGCAUUUACGGUCGACGGCCGACCACCUGCUACUCUACGAUAAAAGUUUAAUCUCCUUUAGAAAAAGUUUCUGCGAGAUUUAAUACUGCACCAUGGAUGUCGCUGACCUUCGGACGGGGCCUGUACAAGUAAAAGAUGACAUUGGUGACCGCUGCCAGAAGUUAUUUCAAGAUUUUCUCGAAGAGUGCAAGAACGAGCGGAAUGAGCCCAAGUAUGUUGAGGAAGCAACGAAUCUGGUGAAGCCAGAACGAAACACGCUCGAGGUCAGCUUUGCUGACAUUGAGCGCUUCAACCAAAACCUUGCUACUGUCAUUCAGGAGGAGUACUAUCGUGUAUACCCCUACCUGUGCCGUGCUCUGCGCAACUUUGUCAGAGACCAUGCCGAAGUGAAUGUAGAGAAGGAAUACUAUGUCAGCUUUGUGGAUGUGGCCACGAGGCACAAGGUGCGCGAGUUAACGACGACUAAGGUAGGCAGCCUGCUGAAGAUCAGUGGCCAAGUUGUGCGUACCCAUCCUGUGCACCCUGAGCUUGUCAGUGGCACUUUUGUCUGUGUUGACUGCCAGACUGUUGUCGGUGGCGUGGAACAGCAGUUCAAGUACACACAGCCCACCAUCUGUAGGAACCCUGUGUGCCAAAACAGGACACGUUUCAUUCUCGACACAAACAAGUCAACAUUUGUGGAUUUUCAGAAGGUGCGCAUUCAGGAAACACAGGCUGAGCUUCCACGAGGAAACAUCCCACGCAGUGUGGAAGUUAUUGUACGUGCAGAAGCAGUUGAAGUCGCCCAAGCUGGUGACCGGUGUGAUUUCACAGGCACACUCAUUGUAGUCCCGGAUGUCAGCCAGCUGACCACACCUGGUCUGCGCACUGAGAGUUCAGCCCACCACAAGGGCAUGGAAGGCUUUGAGACUGAAGGUGUGCGGGGCCUGAAGAACCUUGGCGUGCGUGAGAUGUCCUACAGGCUUGCCUUUCUGGCCUGCACUGUCGAGCAGACUAGCCCCAGGUUGGGAGGCAAGGCAGCGUCAUCGGAAGAGUUAACUCCGGAAGCCAUGAAGCAGCAAUUGACCCCCGAGCAGUGGGACCGCAUUUAUGCCAUGAGCCAAGACAAGAACCUGUACCACAACUUGAUUGCUAGCCUGUUUCCCACUAUCCACGGUAACGACGAGAUAAAGCGCGGCAUCCUGAUUAUGCUUUUUGGUGGAGUGCCUAAGACAACAGAGGAAAAUACCACUCUGAGAGGUGACAUCAACAUCUGUGUUGUGGGGGACCCCAGCACAGCCAAGAGCCAAUUUCUCAAGCAGGUGUCGGAAUUUGCACCACGGGCGGUGUACACAAGUGGCAAGGCAUCAAGUGCAGCAGGUCUGACAGCAGCUGUUGUUCGUGAUGAAGAGUCCCACGAGUUUGUCAUUGAAGCUGGUGCACUUAUGCUUGCUGACAAUGGUGUCUGCUGUAUUGACGAGUUUGACAAGAUGGAGCUACGAGAUCAGGUGGCCAUCCACGAAGCCAUGGAGCAGCAGACCAUUUCAAUUACCAAAGCUGGCGUUAAAGCAACUUUGAAUGCACGGACUUCCAUCCUGGCUGCAGCCAACCCGAUUGGGGGUCGCUAUGACCGUACUAAGUCACUGCGACAAAACAUUGCAUUGUCACCCCCUAUCAUGUCACGCUUUGACCUUUUCUUCAUCUUGGUGGAUGAAUGUAACGAGGUCACAGACUAUGCUAUUGCAAGGCGCAUCAUAGACCUCCACUGCCAUCAUGAAGAUAGUCUUGAGAAAAAAUACAGUCAUGAAGACAUUCAGCGUUACAUCCAGUUUGCACGUAUGUUUAAGCCUAAGGUCAGCACAGAGGCACGGGACUACCUCGUGGAACAGUACCGGCAGCUGCGGCAGCGUGAUGCCGGAGGCCUGUCCAAGUCAUCAUGGAGAAUUACCGUGCGGCAGCUGGAGAGCAUGGUGCGCCUCGCAGAGGGCAUCGCUCGGAUGCACUGCUCAGACCAGGUCCUUCCCAAGCACGUGAAGGAGGCGUAUCGGCUACUCAAUAAGUCCAUUAUUCGUGUCGAGCAGCCUGACAUCCACCUUUAUGAGGAAGAAGAAGAAGAGAAUGAGGCGGAGGGUGAAGACAAUGCAGAUGCCAUGGAGGUUGAUGAGCCACCUGCUAACGGGGAGGCACAUGGCGAAGGGGACGAUGUGAGUGACAUUGGCAUCAUCCAGCCCAAGCACAAGAAGAAGGAAGCGGAUGCCAAGAAGCCGCACUUGACAGCUGCUCAGCAAAAAACACUGACACUCUCUUAUGAGGACUACAAGAAGACAGCAAACCUGCUCGUGUUACAUCUGCUGCGCGAGGAGAGUCGCAUGGAAGCUGCAGAGCAGGAAGGGGCAGCAGCUGAUGAUCAUGGUGGUGUUCGGCGCAUGGAUUUGAUCAACUGGUACCUGAAGGAAAUUGAGAGUGAAAUAGAGACAGAGGAAGAGCUCAUCCAGCGUAAGACUGUUGUGGAGAAAGUUAUUGACCGACUUGUCAACCGGGAUCACAUUCUUAUUGCGCUCUCCAAGAGUGGCCUGAAAGGUGCAGAAGCAGAUGGUGAAGGAAUUGAAAACCCCAUCCUGGUCGUUCACCCCAACUUUGUCCCUGAGCUGUCAUGAGCACUCCUCAGGAUUGUCCACAUUUUUUUCUUUUGCCUAUGGCACGCCAUACUGGGGACAUGCAGCAGCUUGUUCACAUGUACAAAGUGUAUAUAUAUUGUACUGCAUAUUGCCCACACUUUCAAGAGACUGGGCCACAGCAUCCUCAUAUUUUUUUAUAUGUAUUUGCACAUUUAAGGGCAUUGAUUAUGGCUGGCAUCUGCAUUUAGCAGUCCAGUAUUUGUGAACACUGGCAUUCAUGUCAGUGAGUUUUUAAUUACAUUUUGAAUUUAUAUACAAUACUCUGCUUUUGCACAGUCAUUUUGGUACUUUUAACGUACCCUGUUGAGCACUUGUGCAAGUUACUGUGUUAAAUAAAAGAAAUGCUGGUUC